CGGACAUUUUUGUCGUUCCUUUCCUUUCUCCUUCUCAGAUUUGAGUGAGUGGUGCGGAAUUCCGGUUCCAAAAGAUCAAGGCUGAGAGUUCUCCGACACCGUAGAGAAGCAUCCUAUAAUUUUAAUUUCCGAAAUUGCGAUGGCAGAGAGUGUUGUUAAAUUCUUGUUAGAAAACUUAAGUGCCCUUCUAAAAGAAGAAGCAUCUCUACUAAAAGGAGUACGCAAGGAAGUUAAAGAAAUCGAGACGGAACUUAAUAGAAUGCGAGCCUUGUUGAGGGAUGCUGAUAGAAGAAAGGAUAGCAAUGAAGAAAUGAAAACAUGGGUGGGAGAAGUAAGAGACGCUGCGCAUGAUGUGGAGGAUAUCAUCGACGAGUUCUUGCAUCGCAUGUACAGGCCACGACGAGGUGGAUUCAACGGUUUUCUCAUUGACACUAUCCAUAUCCCCAAGAAUAUCUGCAACAGGCAUCAGCUCGCUAGGCGACUUCAAGAAACCAAGGUUAAUGUUCAGAAUAUUUUUCAGCGAAGACCCAGCCAAAUAGAAGAAGUCACCAGAUCCUCUGAUGUUAGCGAACUGUGGCGACGUGAUGUAGAAACUUCUGUUUUCAAAGCGGACAAUGACAUUGUGGGGAUGAAGAAAGAAAUAGAUUUGAUAGUGGGAUGGUUAGUGGAAGAAGAACAACGGGCCACGGUAAUUUCAGUGACAGGAAUGGGUGGGGUGGGAAAGACCACUCUUGUUGCUGAAGCCUAUAAGAAUCAACAAGUAAAGAAGCUCUUCGACUGCUACGCAUGUGUUUCCGUCUCACAGUCUCUUAGAAUUGAUGAGCUACUACGAAGCAUCAUAAAACAAUUACUUGAGGCUAAGAAAGAUGUUGUUCCAAAUGACUUAGCCACCAAAGAUGCUGGCGAGUUGAGGCGGAUGGUUAGAGGGCUUCUCGAAUCAAAAAAGUACCUCAUUAUCUUGGAUGAUGUCUGGACUAUGAAUGAUUGGAAUAAAUUAAAUGUCAUAUUUUCAAAUUGUGGAUGUGGAAGUAGGUUAGUAGUUACGACGAGAGACUCUGAUGUGGCUACUGCAGCAGGAGAGGGAAGCCGUGUCUGCAAGGUUCGGCUUCUAGAUCAUGAAGAGGCCUGGGUGCUUUUCUGUAAGAAGGCAUUACGGAGUGAACCCUGUCCUUUAGAGCUUGAGCCAUUGGCUCAAUCUAUAGUAGAAAAAUGUGAAGGCUUGCCACUCGCAAUUGUUGCCAUGGGCGGCCUCCUAUCAUUGAGAGACAAGAAUGCAUUGGAAUGGAAUCCAAUCUACAAAAACCUGAGCUGGCAGUUGAGAAAUAAUCAAAUGCUGGAACCAGUAAAGCGCAUCCUGUUGCUUAGCUUCUAUGAUCUACCGUACCGCCUUAAGCACUGUUUCUUGUACUGUUGCAUGUUUCCGGAGGAUUAUUUAAUUGAACACAUGUGGCUGAUUAGGUUAUGGGUGGCAGAGGGUUUUGUGGAGGAGACAGGUAAAAUUACAAUGGAGGAGGUGGCAGAAGACUAUCUGAAGGAACUUGUCCGUCGAAACAUACUUCAGGUUGUUGAGACGAACGAGUUUGGAAGGUCGAAAUCUUGUCGAAUGCAUGAUAUUGUGCGUGAAGUGGCAUUAUUACUAAGUCACGAAGAAAAGUUCUACAUGACAUACGAUGACCUGCAAGCAAGGCAAAAUGGCAAAUUCCGGCGCAUGUCAAUCUACAGUAGUGGCGAAAUUAAUCAUUCGAGCGCAGAUCUAUUGCAGUGUGGCUCUAGUCUGAGUUUUGAGGAGAUUAGCAAAGUGUUGAACAUGGAAAGAGUAAAAUGCGUGACCAAAUGUCAUGACUUUAUCAAGGAUGUAGAGCUGAAGGGUGUGUAGUGACCUCGCCAAGGAUGUGGAGCUAAAGGGUAGCCAUUGUCUUGGGUGAGAGGCUUCAGAGGCUAUUGAUGCCUACUGGGUGUAUUUUUAGCAUGGAAUUUCUUCGACAAGAGUGUUUCUAUGAUAAGUGUGUUUGUCCAUACAUAAACGUAGCCAGAAAUGGGUUUGAUAUAUGGCUAUGGGCAUUGCUUAAUAUGGUUGUUAUUCAGCAUGGCUACGGGUAUUGAUAAACAUGGUUUUUAUUUUUUUAUUUUUUAUU
Messenger RNA from Magnolia sinica, 2135 nucleotides. Its product is annotated as disease resistance protein RPM1-like. Bases 140 to 1876 code for a protein of 578 amino acids. The record is from RefSeq and is a predicted model, not a curated record. Gene Ontology annotation, molecular function: ADP binding. The transcript is spliced from 3 exons. Lineage: Eukaryota; Viridiplantae; Streptophyta; Magnoliopsida; Magnoliales; Magnoliaceae. Gene Ontology annotation, biological process: defense response to other organism.